UUCAUGAAUUAAGCGAAGCAUAGUCAAAAGUUGGGUUGGGUGUAUGUAGAUUGUAGAGUGCUAGUUUUUUUAUGAACAACAAUUGAAAUGAUAAAGAAAAGAAAAGAAAUGAAUAAAUUAUUAAUGGUAAUCAGUGUUGUGGUGACUUUAAUUGCGUUGUUCAUCGCUUCCAGAUUUCCAGUUAGUCCUAAACAGAGAUUGUUCAGUUCAGAAGAAAUUGCUCUAUACAACGGAAGUGAUGAUAGCUUACCCAUUCUUUUAGGAAUACUUGGGUCUGUGUUUGAUGUAAGUAAAGGAAAAUCUCAUUAUGGAGGUGGAGGGGGUUACAAUCAUUUUGCUGGAAGAGAUGCUUCCCGCGCAUUUGUUUCAGGAAACUUUACGGGAGAUGGACUCUCGGAUUCUUUGCAAGGCUUGUCAAGCACGGAGGUAAAGAGUGUUGUUGAAUGGCGGGAAUUCUACUUCAAAAGCUAUACGUAUGCUGGUAAACUAGUUGGCCGUUACUAUGAUAUGCAAGGAAAUCCUACAAAAUCAUUGAAAGGGGUUGAAGCAAAGGCAGCAAGAGGAGCACAACUUUUGGAGAAACAAAAAAGUGAAGAAGCCAAACUGCCCAGCUGCAAUUCAAAGUGGAGUCAGGACGAGGGUGGAGAGGUUUGGUGCGAGACUGGCUUCCCAAGGUUAAUUCAGAGGCCUCUAGAAAUUGCGUUGACUGGGAAGAUGAGUAAACGUUGCGCUUGCUUUACAAAAGAUGAACUAAGCCAAACAGGGUUAGAAGUGUAUGAAGGAUGUGAUUUUCUUGCCAAGACUUGCCGAGUAUGACCAGAGCCGUUGCUGAAUGUAGUUUAAGUUGAAUAACCUAAAUUGUCUUGCCAACUAGUCCUUAGUUAAUACAAGGUGAAAAAGAAUUGCUCAGAGGAAAGCAGAGCAGAGAAGCUGGUGGAUACAGGUCGGGUCGUCCUUAAUUUUAGUUCAAAUUUAUCGUUAUUGCCAUUUCCACUCUAAUUAUGCGUACUACUUCAUUAAUUUACUAAUUGGAACAAUCAUGUCCUCUAGGAACAAAGUUGCUCUGUAAAUAGGAGAUCUAUUGGUUGGAUUUACUUGGAAAGAAAAAUUGAUAGUUUACAUUA
Molecule: messenger RNA, 1124 nt
Organism: Mercurialis annua (annual mercury)
Lineage: Eukaryota; Viridiplantae; Streptophyta; Magnoliopsida; Malpighiales; Euphorbiaceae
Product: membrane-associated progesterone-binding protein 4
Exons: 8
Coding region: 88-816 (242 amino acids)
Cellular component (GO): membrane; endomembrane system
Source: RefSeq, a predicted model, not a curated record